AAAACUGGAAAUUGCAAAGAGUGAUUGAACGGCCCGGGGCCACUGUGUGUGUAUAAAAGGAACGAGGAUGAAGCAAACACAUAAUUCAAAACACGAACCCAUUCAAACAAAAAAAAUGGCAAAUCUCCAAACGAUGCUCACUUGUUCAUCAAUUCUAGCCUUUUCUUUUCUUUUCGCGGCGGUUUCCGGCUAUUCCCAUGAAUAUUGGUGUCGUCAAACCCCUUAUCCUCGCCAGUGCGAGUACUAUUUGAGAGAUUAUCCACCUAUAAAGAGCAAGUCAGAUUUCGUCAAAAUUUCUUUGGAAGUGGCCCUUAACAACGCCAAGCAAGCUAAAGCCCACACCAAGUCCUUAGGCCCUAAAUGCCACAACGUGCGUGAAAAGGCUGCAUGGACGGAUUGCUUAGAGCUAUACGAGAACAUGGUCGAGAGGAUCAACACGACCGCUGAUCCUCCCACCAAGUGCAGUGCAUCUGAUAAGCAAACUUGGCUCAGUUCCGCCUUGACCGACUUCGAGACCUGUUUGAAUGGGUUCUCAGACCUAAACGUCACGGGCAACAUAUUGCUCGUGUUGUCGUCAAACAACGUGUCGUGUUUGAUUUGCAACGGUUUAGCCCUUAACAAAGAUCACACAACUUUUGAUGAUACUACCACGUAUAGAGAUGGUUUUCCGGCUUGGGUUAAGCCGGGAGACCGGAAACUGUUGCAGUCGUCAUCAGCGGCGUCGCAAGCCAAUAUUGUGGUGGCGAAAGACGGGUCGGGGAACUAUAAGACGAUUAGCGAAGCUGUAGCUGCGGCGGGGAAAAGAUCCGGAACCGGGAGAUACGUCAUAUAUGUGAAGGCCGGAUUGUAUAGUGAAAACGUGCAAAUUGGGAGUAAGUUAACCAAUAUCAUGCUACUAGGCGAUGGAAUUGGAAAAACAAUUAUCACGGGAAGCAAAAGUGUAGGAGGCGGCACAACUACCUUCAACUCGGCAACUGUUGCUGUGGAGGGAGAUGGAUUUAUUGGUCAAGGAAUAACAUUCAGAAACACCGCCGGAGUUGCGAACCACCAGGCGGUUGCCCUAAGGUCCGGCUCCGAUCUCUCGGUGUUCUACCAGUGCAGCUUCGAAGGGUACCAAGACACUCUCUAUGUUUACUCUGAUCGACAGUUCUACCGGAAUUGCGACAUUUACGGGACGGUAGACUUCAUAUUCGGUAACGCCGCCGUCGUCAUCCAGAAUUGCAACAUCUAUGCCCGAAACCCUCCUGCCGGGACCAACACGAUCACCGCCCAGGGCCGGACCGACCCGAACCAGAACACCGGAAUAUCCAUCCACGACAGCACAGUCGCGGCAGCUUCUGGCCUGUCGGGAUCCGCGAAGACGUACCUCGGACGGCCGUGGAAGCAAUACUCCCGAACCGUGUUCAUGAAGACUUCCCUGGGUAGCUUGAUUGCUCCGGCGGGGUGGUUGCCGUGGAGCGGGACGUUUGCUCUGAGCACUCUCUACUACGGCGAGUAUGCCAAUACCGGGGCGGGGGCGUCGACGAGCAACCGAGUGAAAUGGGCCGGGUAUCACGUGAUCACUUCCGCAACGGAGGCUUCCAAGUUCACCGUCGGCAACUUCAUCGGCGGUGGGUCGUGGUUGCCCGCCACCAAAGUGCCGUUCACUUCUGGCCUCUAAGCUCUAAAUUAAAACGGCGUUACAGAUGCAUGAACUUUUUUCGCAUAGUGUCGUCCGAUCCCUAUUUUUCGUAUUAAUGUUGUAUACAGAAUAUUUAAUAUCGGAAAUUGCAAAACGUCUGAAUAUCUAGUACCCAGUACGACGUAUAUAUUCUCGUCGAGUGUAUAUAUACUUUGAUAUUUCAAAGUAUCGGAAAUAAAUUCUAAUAUAAAUUUCUUACAUCGUCUUACAUAAAAUAUUGGACAAAAGCUUGUCUAAAAAAAUUAUUGGAUAAAAGUAUAUACCCCGUAUUAAUUGUUGUUGUAUACUAUACUAACCAAUUCCAAUGUGGUCACUACACAUUAAUUGAAUUUUUUGUGUUGUCAAUUGCUAGUAAUUAAUUUGAUAUAGAUCGAUUUUUCGUUAUUUCUAAAAUAUAUUGUAAUUAAAACAUGUGAGGAUAUAUAUGUUAGGAUAUAUAUACGAUAGUAUGAGUUAAUUAUUAAAAUAGGAAUAAAAAUCACUCACUUUGUACAAAUACGAAUUAAAAGUUAACUAUGUUUUCAUAGGACUAAUUAUGUGUGUCUUUCACAAAUAUACCCAUAUAGCUAUUGAAAUGUUUUAAUUCAUAUUAAAAUAAUAAAAAACAAUAAAAAUUCGUAAAAAAUACUUAAAAAAUAAUAAAAAUAUUUCGAUAAUAAUAAUUUAUUUAUUUAUUUUCAAAAAAAAAUAAAAUAAAAAAUAAAAAACUCAAAAAAAAUCACCGCCGCCUAUGCACCACCACCUCCAGUCACCAGGGGAAAAAAUGCCAAGUUCAUUACGAUCGUCAUAUUUUCAAAUAUGUUGGCAGAAAACAAUGAAAAUGUUGG
This is a messenger RNA of Cuscuta europaea, 2508 nucleotides long. The record is from the annotation of a GenBank genome assembly. NCBI's taxonomy places the organism in Eukaryota, Viridiplantae, Streptophyta, Magnoliopsida, Solanales, Convolvulaceae.